CACCUCCCUCCGCGCCACCGCCUGCGCGCACAGCUCGCCCGAGUCCGGUUCUCCGGGCGACCCGGCCCGCGCGCUGGCCCCGCCCCCAGGGCGCGCGGCUCUACAAAUACCGCUGCGCCGCGAGCCGGGCGAAGGCGUUGAGCUGGGAGGCGCGGUUGGGAGUCGUUACUUCGAGAGGGUAGUCGCCGGCUAGGGGAGUGCCGUGGCGGCGAUCCACCUUAGUCGGAGCUCGGAAGGGAACGACUCAGACCAGGGUGGGCUACUUUAUUUUUCUUCCGGGGCUUUUGAUUUUUCUUGUCUUUUGCUUUGGGUCGAGUGUCGCUCACUGGGAACUGAGAUCCGCUUGCCCAAACCCCGAGCGACCCUCUCCCGUCGAUUUCUGAGGCUCGGGGUCGCCCAGUGCUGCGAGCGCGCCGGACGCACAGGCGAGGGGAGCAAAGCGCAUCGCGGGCGGAGACCGGGAGCUCGCUCGACCGCUAGUCCCCCAGCGGGUCUCCUCGCGCAGGACGCGCGCGAUGAAGGCGGUGAGCCCGGUGCGCCCCUCGGGCCGAAAGGCGCCGUCGGGCUGCGGCGGCGGGGAGCUUGCGCUACGCUGCCUGGCCGAGCAUGGCCACAGCCUGGGUGGCUCGGCGGCCGCUGCCGCCGCCGCCGCGGCAGCGCGCUGCAAAGCGGCCGAGGCGGCGGCCGACGAGCCGGCGCUGUGCCUGCAGUGUGAUAUGAACGACUGCUACAGCCGCCUGCGGAGGCUCGUGCCCACCAUCCCGCCCAACAAGAAAGUCAGCAAAGUGGAGAUCCUGCAGCACGUUAUCGACUACAUCCUGGACCUGCAGCUGGCGCUGGAGACGCACCCUGCUCUGCUGAGACAGCCGCCACCGCCCGCGCCACCGCUCCACCCGACCGGGGCUUGUCCGGUCGCGCCGCCGCGGACCCCGCUCACCGCGCUCAACACUGACCCGGCCGGCGCCGUGAACAAGCAGAGCGACAGCAUUCUGUGCCGCUGAGCCGCGCUGGCCAGGUGUGCGGCCGCCUGAGCACGAGCGAGCCAGGAGCCCUAGAAAGGGAGGGCCAGAGCAGAAAUUAAGAGAAAAAAGCCACCGGAGGAAAGGGGGAAAAUACUUCAGCAAUUCUAGAAACGUUGUCUCGUCUCGUCAUUCCAAGAGAGAGGGAGAGAGGAAAAAAUAAUAAAACUUUCAUUCACUUUUAAUUUUUUGCACGUUCACAAGCUUUCUCCGUACGUAUUCUCUUUUGUUUCUUCUUUCAUAACCGCUGUGAAUUGUACAUUUCUAUGGUUAUUUUUAUCACCCUUUUGGAGGUGCAGUUAAACUUUGAAGCUUAAGUGUGACAAGACUGCUAAGUAGAAGACCAAUAGUGAAUCCAACUUUAGAGGCUACAUUGUGACGAGGGAACUGUUUUUGUUUUUGAAGCUUUACUAAUAUACCAGAGCAUUGUAGAUACGUUGUUUUACAUCUAUUGUUUAAAAUAGAUGAUUAUAACAGGGCAGGGAACUUUUUCCCUGCAAGAAUGUUACAUAUUGUAUAGAUAAGUGAGUGACAUUUCAUACCCUGUAUAUAUAGAGAUGUUCUAUAAAGUGUGAGAAAGUAUAUGCGCUUUAAUAGACUACUGUAAUUAUAAGAUAUUUUUAAUUAAAUAUUUUUUGUAAAUAUUAUGUGUGUGUUUUUUUUAAUCUAUGGGAAUAUUUCUUUUGGAAAAUUAUUUUUCAGCUCCCUUGCAGAGCUCUUAAUAUUUCGAUGUGUUUUCUGUUUGGCCAGGCUGUUGAUUUGUUUUUGGUUUUGCCCAGUCUCCAGUAUCUGAGGCUCAGAAGGAACAGCUUUAGGUACUGGUCUUGCAUGACUGCAUGAGAUGUUUAAUCACAAAAUAAACUCGUCUGAGUCCAUCCAGAUGUGUUUUCUUUAUCCUAGAUGGGAACCUUUGUAUUUGAGAUGUACAUGUUGAAAACAUACCUUAUCAGUUUUUAAGUACAGGGUUUUAUGGUGUAAUAUAUAAAGAAUUAAGUGUGUGGGUUUUUUUUUCCUUUUGAACUGAGGUCAAAAAAUAGAUUGAGUGAUUUCGCAUAUAGGAUGGAGAAAUGCUUGGCUCUUUAAGGAGUCUACGGAAUCUGCUUUUAUUGAAGUGAAAAUGCUUGUCGUUCAUUUCACACUAAAGCAUAAUGUCAUGAAGUUUCAUAUCUGUACAGAUUAUUUAAGUCAUAGAAAUGAAAGAUGUUCUCUGCUUGCUACCAAAGGACAAACUCUUGGAAACGGACAUUUUCUGCCCUCCUUCCUCCAAAGAAUAUUAAUAGGCAUCAGUAGAAGAAAAAUAAAAGCAUAAUGGAAAAUCCUUCAAGCAGGGAUAAAAGUCGAUCUUCAAACAUUAACUUACGUAGACCAAAAAUUCUGAUGACCACAUCUAGAUUAUUUUUUUAUAAAAAUGAUUUUCACUAUAGCGAUGUCAGUUACCACUAAGCUCCUGUCCAAUUUCAUGUGAUGUGUAACUUUUACAUGUGAAAAUUAAAAGUAGAUUUAUCUGUCUUGUACUGUGACUUCUGGUGUGAUUUCUUUAACACCAUAGAAUUGAUUUAGGACCCUUCCCUUCCGGGAAAGUCAUAUUUUCUAGGUGAGCUGUUAACUCCAGGGUUUGUGAACAUCACACAUUUAAUGUAAUAGGUAUUUUACAUACCAGUUAGAUGGAAUUUUUAGAGUGGGAGAAUUAAGUAGGAUUUAAUUGGGUGCUUUGUAAAUAGUGAACUGUGUGUAAACGUGGUCUGUUUGAUUUUUUAAAAGGAAAGGAUUUGUUUCAGAUUAUACAAGAAUAAAAGUAUUAUAGACCCAAGGGACUUUUUAUGAAGUCCAAGUCAAACAUUUAUGGAGAUAUGAAAUGUCACCGUCCCUAGCUGUCAGUUGAAGGGGUAAUACCUCAACAGAAAUGAACAGAAUGAACAUGAGCAGGUUAAAAAUUAGCCGAGGGUUUCUUAAAAACCUAUGUCCUCCCUGCCACCACCAUGCUUACCCUUCAUCUCCUUCCCCGGUCUCUGGUGUUUUUAGAAUUUGAUGUAUCUGAUGUUGAACCUUACAAAGUCGAAGGACUGCCUUUGCAUGAGAUUUGUGUUGAUUUUUUUAUUACUCAUUCUUCUCACACAUGAGGAGGAAAACACUAGACCACUGGUGGAAUUCCAAAUCGGAAGAAUUCUAAGGAUUGCGUUCUUUGUUAUUAAGAAGGGCACAAGUCCUCCUUUUCUUGGGCAGUUUAAUUUCAGAGGGACUGUGUCACGUGUGCCCUUCCCUGGGACUGUGUGUUUGUCAUGCCUGACUGCUGAACCUACCUAAGCUGCUAGGCGGUCUAAAGUCACAUUGCUGGACUCAAUCUUCAAGAAAAAAAAUUAGUGUUUGGUGUUUCUGGUGUUAGAAGAGAGAUUGGUGUUUAAAUUUAUAAUUGAGCAUACAAAAAACACCGAAAGAAAUGAGUUUGGAGAUCCUGCUCCUGAGAGUUCGUAUUUUUCCCUUGGUUGCUUCAGUGGGCCAAGCAGCAUUUGACAUUUCUAAAUACAACCACUGCCCAUUAAAUGACAAAAAAAAAAAAAAAAAA
Peromyscus californicus insignis is the source of this 3582-nucleotide messenger RNA. RefSeq names its product inhibitor of DNA binding 4 (gene Id4). NCBI's taxonomy places the organism in Eukaryota, Metazoa, Chordata, Mammalia, Rodentia, Cricetidae. The transcript is spliced from 3 exons. The record is from RefSeq and is a predicted model, not a curated record. Gene Ontology annotation, cellular component: cytoplasm; nucleus. Gene Ontology annotation, molecular function: transcription regulator activity; protein dimerization activity. The coding region runs from base 516 to 1001 and encodes 161 amino acids. Gene Ontology annotation, biological process: cell differentiation; negative regulation of transcription by RNA polymerase II; circadian regulation of gene expression.